AUGCUCGACGUUGAUGCUCGUCGUGUGGGUCCGUUUAUAAGACGGGCGUUGAAGAGUUUAGGUUACAACGGUGAUCUCACCAUCACUGCCAUUGGCAUACUAUCACAAGUCCCUAUUGACGUCCUUCGAGCCCUCUCUUCCACUGGGAUCAGCCUUCAUCACGUCCCCACCAUGUAUAACAAAUCUAUUAUGACUAGUGUGUACAUGUGGAAGUCGGAUAAUCCGCCUCCGGCUAAUGUCAUGCUCAUAUCCCUUCAGAGGAUCUUCGGUCAGUUUAUUGCCGAUCUAUCGGAGAAAUACUACGUUCUUGGCUCAAAAGUUCCAUAUGAUCGUCAACUAGAGCCCACUGUCUUCGCUAGGCGUGCAGGGUGCUUCCUCUGGGAAAGCUUACUCGCAAGCUUACGUGCAGGCUUUGAAAGUUUCACCAAGCAUAUCCUCAGUAAAGAACAUGCACUUGAUGAGUUGGAUUAUUACCCUGGGGGAGUUGAGGCUGGCAAUGAAUCUCGUGCUCGCAAGGAGGAUGCUGCUGCCAUACUAGCAAGGCUACAAGGUUUAGAGAGGCCAGAAGACUUGAAGAAGAAGAAGAAGAAGCCAAGUACAAGAAACAAAGACUUGAAGAUCCUUAUUAUGAUGAAGAAUAUGACUAUGAAGCAGAAGCAGAGUAGCGUGUGGGCCAUGGAAGAGCUCAGGGCUAAGCGUGAUGAUUGUCGACAAGGGUCACACGAGAGGAGAAAGAAGGUCGGCAAAAGCUUGCUACAACCGAGUUUAAUAUCGAGUUAUCGUUACGGGGAAAAGGUUUCCUCGACGUUGCAGGAGGUUGAGGAACUUCUGAGUAAACAAUUUGGAGACGUUUGUGGGCAAAUUCAAAUAUCCAAGGUGGAGGAAAAACAAGUUCAACAGAUAAUUGUUGGUCAAAAAACAAUGGUCGAUGAUGCAUGGAAACAUCUCAUGAAAGAUGGAGUUGGUACUAUGGGAUGUAUGGUAUGGGCGGAGUUGGGAAAACAACACUUCUCAAGCAAAUCAACAAUAAGUUCAUUGAAGAAAGGUGUGGAUUCGAUUUUGUGA
Messenger RNA from Microthlaspi erraticum, 1065 nucleotides. NCBI's taxonomy places the organism in Eukaryota, Viridiplantae, Streptophyta, Magnoliopsida, Brassicales, Brassicaceae. The record is from the annotation of a GenBank genome assembly.